GAGUCGGCGGGGAAAGGCCCUACCAAGGGCUGGGUGUUGCAGGGCUGCGGCGGGGUGGGGCGCCCUAGCUACAGGGGCGCUAACUCCUGCCCGGGAGAGUCUGAGACUCACUGAGUAGGUGAGCCUUGAAUUGGCUCUUGCAGGGUAAAGAGGUGUUCAUCAGGGAGACUGGGGGCAGGCGGGCACGGGGCCAGCACCCGAGUGCCAGGGUCGGGGCGUGGACGCCGGGCAAGCUGCGGGACUGAGGAGGAGCCCCCCGGCCGCGGCCGCUGGGGGAACCCGCCUUCGUCCCCCUGCUCCCUUUAGGUAAUGGAGCCUGCGGACGUUGGAGCUUCAGGAUGGUUCAUGCUAAGAGCUGGACCCUGAAGAAACACUUCGUAGGCCACCCUACUAAUAGUGACUUUGAAUUGAAGACAGUCGAACUCCCACCCUUAAAAAAUAGAGAGGUCCUGCUGGAAGCUUUGUUCUUCACUGUGGAUCCUUAUAUGAGAAAUUUGGCUGUUAAAAGAAGAGAGAGAGGGGCUUCCCUGGUGGCGCAGGUUGUGGAAAGUAAGAACUCAGCCUUCCCAACAGGAACAACUGUAGUGGCUCUCGGCUGGACGGCGCACUCCAUUUCUGAUGGGAAAAACCUGGAAAAGCUGCUUGCAGAGUGGCCGGACACGUUACCACUGUCUUUGGCUCUGGGAAUGGUUGGCAUGCCCAGCCUAACAGCCUACUCUGGCCUGCUUGACAUCUCUGGUGUGCAGGGUGGAGAAACAGUGCUGGUGAACGUGGCCGCAGGAGCAGUGGGCUCCGUUGUGGGGCAGAUCGCUAAGCUCAAGGGCUGCAAAGUUGUUGGAGCAGCAGGGUCUGACAAAAGGGUUGCCUGCCUUGAAAAGUAUGGAUUUGAUGUUGCCUUUAACUACAAAACAGUAAAGUCUUUGGAAGAAACUUUGCAAAAAGCCUCUCCUAAGGGUUAUGAUUGUGAUUUUGAUAAUGUGGGUGUAGAGUUUUCCAACGUUGUUAUCCCCCAGAUUAAGAAAUUUGGAAGACUUGCUAUUGCUAUACGUGGGCCCAUCUCUACAUAUAACAGAACCGGCCUCCUUCCCCCAGGUAAUGAGCCCACCCCGGAGGCCAUCAUCUUUAAGGAGCUUCACUUCGAAGGCCUCCCUGUCUAGUGCUGGCAAGGAGAAGUCCGCCAGGCUCUGAAAGGCUUGCUGACAGGGGUCUCAGAGGGUAAAAUCCAGUACCAUGAACAUAUCACUGAAGGAUUUGAAAGCAUGCCAGCUGCAUUUAUGGGAAUGCUGAGAGAAUUUGGGGAAGCAAUAGUGAAAGCAUGAACAAAAAUGACACAUGGAAUCUAGAAAUCAUUUGGAUGAUUACUUAGUUUCUUUAUAAUCAUUUAGUAAAAGGACAGACUGAUGACACCCAAGCGCAAUACAUGCUGGACCAGAAACCAGAAGUCAAGAGCAUAAUUUUACAAAGAUUUCCUGUACUGGGAAUUCCAAUUCAAGAUUUUCUUGAAAUGAAAUGAAUGACUGCUAAGUAUUCGAAAAUCAAAGACAAAAAGUGGCAGUAUCACACUGAAUAUGAGUGAGCUACACUUGAAGCUUCUUAGAGUGGGAAAAACUUGUGACCUACUCAGGUGAGAAAAAUUAGUUAAAAUUGAAACAUUUCACAAUAUAAACAAAAAAUAAUGACUUUACACAUUUUUCUAACAUGAGUCAACAUGCAAAUUGUCAAUGUAAUCAAUAGCAUUGUAUAAAUUGGCUGAAAAAUACAAGAAAAAUGUGAAGAAUGGUUGAUACUGAUAAAUUUAGUUUUGUUUCCAUUUAUGCAAUACAUCAUUGAAUUUAAUGGUAGUAACAGAGUUGACAGAAGAGCUGAAUUUAUUUAAACAGAUAUUGCUUUCAAACUAUAUGCUUUUGUUUCAAAAUCAAAUCAAUUCUUCCGAUAAAAAGAUGAACAACUUUGUAAAUGUGGAUGCAAAUAUCGAAGGAAAAUAAUUUUCUGAUACUUGAAAAAUUUAGGUAUAUGUAGACUAACAACAAAGUGCAUUUGGAAGAACUAUGUAAAUCUACUUUUCAGCUCUAAGUUUUAUUAAUCUCAAUAUGGCUCAAGUAUUUCAAAUAAAAAUUAAGUGUAUGAACUAAGAUGUGCUGCAACUGUAAAAUACACAUGGGUUUUGGAGACAGUGCAAAAAAAUAAUAUAAAAUACCUCACCAAUAAUUUUUUAUACUGGUUAUAUGUUGAUAUAAUAUUAUGGAUAUACUGGGUAAAACAAAUUAUAUUAUUCACCUGUCUCCUCUUACCUUUUUAGAGUGGCUACUAGAAAAUCUGAAAUUAUUACGUGGCUCACAUUCUAUUCCUAAUGG
Aethalodelphis obliquidens (Pacific white-sided dolphin) is the source of this 2354-nucleotide messenger RNA. It is a transcript of the gene PTGR1, whose product is annotated as prostaglandin reductase 1. The record is from RefSeq and is a predicted model, not a curated record. Gene Ontology annotation, molecular function: 15-oxoprostaglandin 13-reductase [NAD(P)+] activity; 2-alkenal reductase [NAD(P)H] activity. Gene Ontology annotation, cellular component: cytoplasm. Lineage: Eukaryota; Metazoa; Chordata; Mammalia; Artiodactyla; Delphinidae. Gene Ontology annotation, biological process: prostaglandin metabolic process.